Messenger RNA from Helobdella robusta, 1288 nucleotides. RefSeq lists its product as hypothetical. The record is from RefSeq and is a predicted model, not a curated record. Lineage: Eukaryota; Metazoa; Annelida; Clitellata; Rhynchobdellida; Glossiphoniidae. The transcript is spliced from 9 exons. Bases 8 to 988 code for a protein of 326 amino acids. Gene Ontology annotation, biological process: proteolysis; attachment of GPI anchor to protein; protein localization to cell surface. Gene Ontology annotation, cellular component: GPI-anchor transamidase complex. Gene Ontology annotation, molecular function: GPI-anchor transamidase activity.
AGAAAACAUGUUGGGUUUUUGCGGUUUCUCAGUAUUUGCGGUUUUUGCGGUCUGCGUCUGUUCAGCUCAUGAAUCCGAUGUUGAUUCAAAGGUUAGAGAAUUUUUCAAGAGCGGACAUACAAACAACUGGGCAGUGCUGGUUGACACGUCGAGGUUCUGGUUCAAUUACAGACACAUUGCUAAUGUUCUCUCUAUAUACAGGAGUGUCAAGAGAUUGGGCAUUCCUGAUAGUCAGAUCAUAUUGAUGAUUGCUGAUGAUAUGGCUUGCAAUCCAAGAAACCCAAGGCCAGCCUCUGUGUUCAACAAUGCCAACCAGCAAAUAAAUGUGUAUGGAGAUGAUGUUGAAGUUGAUUACAGAGGCUAUGAAGUAACAGUUGAGAACUUCAUAAGAGUUCUGACAGGUAGGCUGCCAGCAAGCACACCCAGGUCCAAAAGAUUGCUCUCUGAUGAGAGAAGCAACAUUCUUGUGUACAUGACUGGUCACGGAGGUGAUGGAUUCUUGAAAUUUCAAGAUUCAGAGGAGAUGUCAAGCAUUGAACUAGCAGAUGCCUUCGAACAGAUGCAUCAGAAGAAAAGGUACCAUGAAGUCUUCUUCAUGAUUGACACUUGCCAGGCUCAGUCCAUGUUUCUCAGAUUUUACUCUCCAAACAUAUUGGCCACUGGUAGCAGUCAUGUUGGGGAGGAUUCACUAUCACACCACACUGACCCGGCAAUCGGAGUUUUCAUCAUAGAUAGGUACACGUAUUAUGUGCUGGAAUUCCUAGAGCAAGUCAGAAGUGACUCCAACCACACUAUGGGCCAACUGCUGAAGGUCUGUCCAAAAAGUGUCUGCAUCAGCACGGUGGCGGUGAGAACUGAUUUAUUUGGCAGGAACCCCGACCAAGUGCCUCUCACAGACUUUUUUGGCAGUGUCAGAAAUGUAGAGAUAUACGAUGAAAUUAUAAAUUUGGAUGAAGAUGACAAGGAAGGAAACAGUUUGAAGAUUUGAAAUAGCUUCAAUGUACAUAGCAUAGCUUCUUGAUUUUACAGUGUUAAUACUAUAGCUGUAUUUUAUUUUAAAUAAUUGAUCAUUCCUCUUGUUUCAUAUUAUUUUAUUAACUGGCACAAAAAUCAAAAUGAUACUGAAUAUAUUGUUUAAAUAGUUGAUGUUUGCUAUUUCAGUUUGACGCAUAUUGAUGCAUGCGUGUUGAGUACUUAUCAAAUUUUUUAAAAAUUCCUAAUUUAGUUUUAAAGAAUUGUAUUUAAUUUUUAAGUUUGACUGCGAUAAAUUAAUAAAGUGUUUGUGAUA